UUUUCUAGUGUUAUUUUAAAAAAAUAAAUAAAUAGUGGUUAGUAAUUAAAUUGGUUCUAUAAAUGCACAAGAAAACCAUCCUCUAAUAGAGUGCAUGUAUCGGUGGUGAAGGACAGCUCCCUCUUUGAUCUUUGUUUGGCCAAAAGCAGUCUCUUCCUAAGCGUACGUAAACAUGGGGCUGUCUUUCACAAAGCUUUUCAGCCGGCUGUUUGCCAAGAAAGAGAUGCGUAUUCUCAUGGUGGGUCUUGAUGCUGCGGGUAAGACUACCAUUUUAUACAAGCUUAAGCUGGGUGAGAUCGUUACCACUAUUCCUACCAUUGGAUUUAAUGUGGAGACGGUGGAGUAUAAGAACAUUAGCUUUACUGUUUGGGAUGUGGGGGGCCAGGACAAGAUCCGACCUUUGUGGAGACAUUACUUCCAAAACACACAAGGACUUAUCUUUGUUGUUGAUAGCAAUGACCGAGACCGUGUAGUUGAAGCUAGGGAUGAGCUGCACAGAAUGUUAAACGAGGACGAGCUGAGGGAAGCGGUGCUGCUGGUGUUUGCAAAUAAGCAAGAUCUUCCUAAUGCCAUGAACGCUGCUGAGAUAACUGAUAAGCUAGGCCUUCAUUCUCUCCGUCAACGUCACUGGUAUAUUCAGAGCACAUGUGCCACUUCUGGUGAAGGACUGUAUGAGGGACUUGACUGGCUCUCAAACAACAUUGCUAACAAGGCAUAGAUGGCUUGAUUCUUAAUUUUGAGUUGCUACAACUGCUGAGAUCAGGGCCCGCCCAACUUCAUUUGUGGUCUUAGGCGAGAGAAAAAAAAGUGGACCUUUUAAUUUGAUAGUGUGAUCAAUGAUUGAUAUAUGUUAGCGAUAUAUUUUAAUUAAAGUUUAUUAUUGUUUUAUUUGAAUAGUGAUAAUGUUUGGUUUGAAAAAGGUUGUAGUUGACAUUUAUUAUUAAUUUUGUUGUUAUGAAGGAAUGUGCAUAAUUAUUUCUUUGUGGAAAAA
Molecule: messenger RNA, 991 nt
Organism: Ziziphus jujuba (common jujube)
Lineage: Eukaryota; Viridiplantae; Streptophyta; Magnoliopsida; Rosales; Rhamnaceae
Product: ADP-ribosylation factor 2
Exons: 7
Coding region: 173-718 (181 amino acids)
Biological process (GO): vesicle-mediated transport; intracellular protein transport
Cellular component (GO): cytoplasm
Molecular function (GO): GTPase activity; GTP binding
Source: RefSeq, a predicted model, not a curated record